AUGUUGCUAGUUCGAGUGGAAUCUCAAUUCUGCUAUGGGAUAUCUCAAUAUGAUCGAUGUUCAUCGAAUAGUGCUUGUGCCUGUUUCUAUAUCGCAGGUGCUAUUGAUACUGGUAUUUGUAGUGAUGAAUUCGUCGAUUGUUCUGAACUAGUUACAUGUGAACAGCCAGACAACCUUUGUCAUGAACCUAAACAUAGAUGUGUUCAUCAUCCUCGAUGUCGCAAUCUUCCUGUUUGUUAUCCAGCUCCGAGUUUUAAUCAACAACUUUGUCCACCGAUAGCAAGUAAGAAAAUACUCAGUGAUCUAUAG
This is a messenger RNA of Rotaria sp. Silwood2, 309 nucleotides long. Lineage: Eukaryota; Metazoa; Rotifera; Eurotatoria; Philodinida; Philodinidae. The record is from the annotation of a GenBank genome assembly.